CCUAACUUUCGUCUCGGUAGGGGACUUACACGUCGUAUCAGCCGCCUAUGGUCUGUGAUACAAUACCCAGCUACUUACCUCCAGUGCUUACUACCUAAGAGUCACUGCGCAACACGCUUAAAGAUCCGCCCCCCGAUAGUCCGCGUCCGCCAAAACACCCCCCAUGAACAUUUGAACCCAUUUGAACCGAAACGUUGACCUUGUCAACCUCAGGUCUUUGACCUUCUUUCUCUAAUUGAUUUGAUGAUCAACCCGACUCAAUCCCGUCCUAGGUAGAAAAUCGACAUCAUUGCAUCUUCUUCCUCAGCCACCUUCUUCGCGUCCUUCCUUUUUCCUUUUUUUCUUCUUUCCUCAUUCCAUUUCCCGUCCGCCCACAUCUAUCUCCAGAAGUAUCGCGACACCGACGCCGAUAAGAGACACUCGUCUUGAUACCAACCAACCAACCUAUCGUCUCCUCUUUUUUUAGAAUCCCUUGGUCGUGUUUACCAAUCUUACCCUUUUGCGACCUUCACCGACUCCCUAACAACAGACAUCAUCUUUAGCCAUUUGUUAUAGGGGGAUCGUUAGAAAAUGUCGUGGAAGCUCACCAAGAAGUUAAAGGACACCCAUUUGGGUCCCCUUACCAACACCUUUUCACGAAACCCUUCUACGUCGACUAUUACAGAAAAGGAUGAGAAGUCUCCCAUUCCUACCUCUGCCACCCCUACUCCCAGCGAUAACGCAAUCGCUGCUUCGGAACAUAUGGUUCAAGAACCCGUCGUGAAGCCCCCGAAACCCGGUAUCCUAGUGGUUACCCUCCACGAGGGUCAGAAUUUCGCACUUCCCGAACAACAUCGGAAUGCCUUCUCCCAGCAUGGACAGGGCUCUAUGUCGACAGGGAACGCCCUGAAUUCUGGCUCUUUGCGGCCAGGAUCUUCUCAACGAACGGUGGCCGGUUCCUUUAUGAAUGGGAGGCCUCAAACCUCCGCAGGUGGUUUUACCGGAAUACCCUCCAACCACGGCCGUAUAUCCAGCAAAUAUUUACCAUACGCCCUUCUGGACUUCGAUAAGGUGCAGGUUUUUGUGAACUCGGUCUCAGGCAAUCCGGAGAACCCUCUAUGGGCCGGUGACAACACCCAGUACAAGUUCGACGUGUCUCGAGUGACGGAGUUGAACGUGCACUUGUAUAUGCGCAAUCCCAUGGCGCCCCCAGGUUCGGGCCGAAGCCAAGAUAUCUUUCUAGGAGUUGUUCGAAUUAACCCUAGGUUCGAGGAGAAGCAUACUUUCGUUGAGGAUCCUAAGGCUAGCAAGAAAGAUCGCGAGAAGGCUGCUGCAGAGUUCCAAAACCGGGAGCGAGAGUUAGGCCACAGCGGUGUUGAUUGGGUCGACGUGCAAUAUGGCGCCGGUAAGCUCAAGAUUGGUGUGGAGUAUGUCGAGAACCGCGCGGGCAAGCUUAAGAUCGAAGACUUCGAACUGCUCAAGGUAGUCGGCAAAGGUAGUUUCGGCAAGGUUAUGCAGGUUCGCAAGAAAGAUACUAGCCGGAUCUACGCCCUCAAGACGAUUCGCAAGGCACACAUCAUCUCCAGAUCCGAGGUCGCCCACACGUUGGCCGAGAGAUCUGUGCUAGCACAGAUUAACAACCCCUUUAUCGUGCCUCUGAAAUUUACCUUCCAGUCUCCGGAGAAGCUCUACUUUGUGUUGGCUUUUGUCAAUGGCGGCGAGUUAUUCCACCACCUUCAAAAAGAGCAGCGAUUCGACGUCAACCGAGCGCGAUUCUACACCGCCGAACUCCUCUGCGCUCUGGAAUGUUUGCACGGUUUCAACGUUAUCUACCGAGAUCUGAAGCCCGAGAACAUCCUUCUUGAUUACCAAGGCCAUAUCGCGCUCUGCGAUUUCGGUCUUUGCAAAUUGGACAUGAAGGACGAAGACCGAACAAAUACUUUCUGCGGCACUCCCGAAUAUUUGGCUCCGGAACUUCUUAUGGGCAAGGGCUAUAACAAGACGGUGGAUUGGUGGACCCUAGGAGUUCUCCUCUACGAGAUGCUUACGGGUCUCCCGCCUUUCUACGACGAGAAUACCAACGAGAUGUAUCGCAAGAUUCUGUCCGAGCCUUUACAUUUCCCUAGCGCGGACGUCGUGCCUCCCGCAGCCAAGGACCUUCUUUCGAAACUGCUGAACCGCAACCCCGAGGAGCGAUUGGGAGCUGCAGGCAGCGCCGAGAUCAAGGCUCAUCCGUUCUUCCACGCCAUAGAUUGGCGGAAGUUGUUGCAACGAAAGUAUGAGCCUACUUUCAAGCCCAGCGUGGCCGAUGCUCUCGAUACCAAGAAUUUCGACCCAGAAUUUACGUCGGAAGCCCCGCAAGACUCGUAUGUUGAGGGCCCGGUAUUGUCAGAGACGAUGCAGAACCAAUUUGCGGGAUUCAGUUACAACAGGCCAAUUGCCGGAUUAGGUGAUGCCGGUGGCAGCGUUAAGGACCCUUCAUUCGUAGGCAGCAUCCAAGAUCGGCGAUAAACUAAGGAACAUUGGAGUGGGGAGGCACAUGCAAAGAGGUUUACGAUUACAAGAUUGGAAGACUCAAGAUAGGGGGAGGUGAAGUGAGGCUGGGUAGAAUAGGGGGCAUAUCGCAUGGUGUGGCUGGGGAGUGCGCACGGCCUACUAGGCUACCAAGUACAACUACGGUGUGUCCUGUUGUGUUGCUUUGCUUUGCGGUUGCGGCUCGUUUGCCGGACUUUGGACCACAACAGGAAGCACUUCCAUAUGGAGUUUGGCAUGAAUUGUGGACGAUGCCUCCGAGUUUGCACUUUCUGGGAUCUCAAAAGGAGAGACAACCAUGCUGUAGAUAAAGACGGAGGCUAGCAAAAGAGAAAGAUGCCUUUGCUGAACCGGA
Molecule: messenger RNA, 2866 nt
Organism: Annulohypoxylon truncatum
Lineage: Eukaryota; Fungi; Ascomycota; Sordariomycetes; Xylariales; Hypoxylaceae
Product: Pkinase-domain-containing protein
Exons: 4
Coding region: 571-2490 (639 amino acids)
Biological process (GO): protein phosphorylation
Molecular function (GO): protein serine/threonine kinase activity; ATP binding
Source: RefSeq, a predicted model, not a curated record